AUGGCACGUUCAAUUGUAGAUGUUCCAAACAUAGUAGAAAAACCUCAUACACUGAAUGAUCUAGCUUUUCAAGAGGAUAAUAGUCAAAUGCAUGAAAUUGAUAUUUGUGAAGAUGAAACACCUUAUAUAUUGAAUGAUCCAGAUGGGUUUUUUAUUGACAUGGAGGAGGAGGAGGAGGGAGAGAGGGAAGAGGAAGAGAGGGAGAUGGAAGAAAAUGAUGAGGAUAAUGACAAUGAUGAUGAGGAGGAGGAUGAUGUUGAUGAUGGGGAUGAGGAGGAGGAUGAUGAGGAGGAGGAUGAGACUGAGGAUGAGGAUGAGGAUGAUGAUGAUGAUGAUGAUGAGGAUGACAAUGAGGAAGGGGAAGAUGAAUAUGAACAUCAAAACAAAAAGAGAAGAAAGUGUAGAGAUUAA
Solanum tuberosum (potato) is the source of this 411-nucleotide messenger RNA. RefSeq names its product phosphopantothenoylcysteine decarboxylase subunit VHS3-like. The record is from RefSeq and is a predicted model, not a curated record. Bases 1 to 411 code for a protein of 136 amino acids. Lineage: Eukaryota; Viridiplantae; Streptophyta; Magnoliopsida; Solanales; Solanaceae. The transcript has a single exon.